Messenger RNA from Tilletiopsis washingtonensis, 647 nucleotides. RefSeq lists its product as hypothetical. Gene Ontology annotation, molecular function: structural constituent of ribosome. Bases 16 to 507 code for a protein of 163 amino acids. Lineage: Eukaryota; Fungi; Basidiomycota; Exobasidiomycetes; Entylomatales. Gene Ontology annotation, cellular component: ribosome; cytosolic large ribosomal subunit. The record is from RefSeq and is a predicted model, not a curated record. Gene Ontology annotation, biological process: translation. The transcript is spliced from 3 exons.
CUCGCCCAACUCACCAUGUCCGGAACCUCGCAAGACCUGCAGUGGCUGCUCGUGCGCACCAACACGGCCUUCCUCGUGAAGCAGCAGGGCCUGCCGCGCAUCUUCACGCGCGAGCCGAGCAACCUGCGCCAGAUCCACUCCUACACCUACUCCGGCCUUGUCAACGACAAGCGCGUCGGCGUCGAGGCUGCUCACGGCGGCCGUGGUGUGGUUAUCACCACGCGCAAGAGCAAGGCGGCCUCCAACGCCAUCAAGGGCUCCAGCAGCACGACGACGAUCAAGAAGGGUGGCUCGCGCCGCACUGCCGGUGCCGUCGCCUCGGUGAUUGGCAAGCGCGGCUACCGCUCUGACCUGCUCAAGGACGCCGUCGCUCGCUCGUCUGCCAUCCUCAAGACGCAGCGCCCCAAGGGCCGCAAGGAGCCGCCGGCGCGCAAGGUGCGCGGCACCGGCGCGCGCAAGGCCCUCUUCAAGAGCCAGGCCGCCGCCGAGCAGGAGACGUCCGCCUAAAAUGCGUCGCCCUCCGAUGCAGCUCGCGCUCUGAUGACAUGUGCAGUCGCACUGCCAAUGCACUUGUCUUGUAUAGCCGAUGCCCGGGCGUGAGGCGAGUCACAGAGAUGCGAGAUGCGCUGCAAAGUGUCUAUUCAGGG